Molecule: messenger RNA, 4312 nt
Organism: Schistosoma rodhaini
Lineage: Eukaryota; Metazoa; Platyhelminthes; Trematoda; Strigeidida; Schistosomatidae
Source: the annotation of a GenBank genome assembly
AUGAGAUUACUAUUAUCUAAAAUGUAUAAAAUUAUUUUAAUAACAUUCUACAUUACUAUCAAUAUUAAUCCCUUAUUUUCAUUGAAUACUUCCAAUACCAAAGAGACUAUUCAUUUCAGCAAACCAGUUAUUAUUGAAUCACCAACUGAUCUUAUUACUAAUGAGAAUAUAUUAGAAUUUACAUGUAAAGCUGAAGCUAAUCCAAAACCUUUGAUUAUCUGGUAUAAUGCAACUACAAAUCAACCUCUUGAAGAUAAAUUACAAACUAGUGGUUAUCAAACAAGUAUACAUGUAAAUAAACACUUAGGUAAACUAAUGAUCUCUAAUCCAGUACCAGGAAAAUCUUAUUCUAUUUACUGUAAUGCAUCGAAUUCAAUUGGUUGGGUAACAACUAAUCCACCAGUGAUUGGAGCGGUUAUAUAUUUAAACUUUGAAUUUAAUUUAAAUCCAUCGGAUACUGAAGCUAAUGAAGGAACUAGUGUAACACUUGAAUGUCUACCUCCAAAAGGUCUUCCUAAACCUAAAAUUUCAUGGAUAAAAGAUAAUAAAACUGUGAUAAGUCAGGAUAAAGUACAGAAUCUUCAUGGUUUAGAUUUUUCAAAUCUUAGAAUUAUGCCAAAUGGAAGCUUAAGGAUACAUCCAGCUAAUAUUAAAGAUACAGGAAAUUAUAUUUGUGUUGCAAUGAAUCCAAUUGGACAAAGACUAUCUCAGUCAGCAUAUUUACGUAUAAACUCAUUGCCUCAUAAGCAUAUAACUCCAAAACAUAUUCGAGUGAGACAAGGUCAACAAGUAAAGUUGAUAUGUCCAACCAAUAACGACAAGUCAAUAGAAUGGAGUCGUCAAUCAAAACAACCUUUCACUAUAUCUGAAAGAAUUCAACAAAUUAAAGAAGCCUUAAUCAUUAAUCGUGUAAUUCAUUCUGAUUCUGACAUUUACAUUUGUACUACAUUAAAUGGUGAACAAGGAGAAAUACAUCUUACUGUUGAAACACCACCAAUAUUCUUAAAAUCACCAAUUGAUUUAAUAUUAAAUAUUGGUGAUAAAGCUAAAUUUGUAUGUGUGGCAAAUGGUAAUCCUAAACCUGGUAUAUACUGGGAAUUACCAGAUAAAACUCCAAUUUUUCCAACGGAUAAUUCAUCAACACAAUCAAUUAAUAGACAUAUUGUUCAUACUGAUGGAACAUUGGAAAUCGAUUCAGUUACAUUGAAAGAUGCUGGAAAAUAUCAUUGUAUUGCACAUUCAUCUAUUGAUAUGAUACAAACAAGUGCAGUUCUAAGAAUAAGACGUAAAAAGAAGAAUACAACCACCAUGACAACAACAACAAAUUUGGACCAACAUCAAAAUGUUAAUCAAUUCAAAACAGAACAUAAACUUCCUUCUGUUAAACAUUCAAUCAAGUCAGUGAAUUAUGUACCACCAUAUAUUGGUUUACCACCAUCAAAUAAAACCCAAGUAAUUGGUGAAUCUGUACUGAUGGAUUGUGAAUUACCAAAAUUAGUAAAGAUUAUUCAUCCUAAUAAAUUUCAAGAUUCUCAUCAUUAUAAUAAUAAUCUAUUUAAUAUUCAAAGUACAGAAAAUUGGCGGAUCAUUUGGAGACGAUCAUCUUUCGUAUCUCACAACAACCUUCAACAACAACAUCCGAAAGAAAUCAUUCAUGGUGAAGAUGAUAGAUUUAUUAUCUUUCAAAGUGGUAGCUUACAAAUCACUGAUCUUCAACUCAAUGAUUCUGGACUAUAUACAUGUUCAUUAAAAGAUGAUACAAAUAUCAAAUAUGAAGUAACGGUUACUUUAAAUGUUCUAUCAACUAAACUAAAAGAACAAAUAUCAGAUUCUAUAGAAGAAUAUCCACUUAACUCACCAACUAAUCUUCAAUUAUUAAAUCAAACAGAACAAAGUAUUACUUUAUCAUGGAUGAUACCUCAUAUAAACAAUUAUAAUCAAUCAUUAUUAUCGAUUAAUUAUUGGAUUGAAAUUUAUUCGCCUAAUAUCUCCAAUCAAGGAUGGUUUAUCAUUGAACGUAAUUGGCCAAUUAAUAUGAUUACAUUAAAUAAUCUUAAUUAUAAUCAAUUAUAUUAUAUUAUAAUACGUUGUAGAUUAUAUAAUGGACGUAUAGGAUGGGCAAGUUAUCCAUUUGGACCUAUAUUAUUAAUGAAUAAUAAUAAUAAUAAUAAUAAAAUCAAUAACCAAUUCAAUAAUCAAUCAAUAAUCAAUCAAAAAUCAAUAAAAUUAAUUAAUAUCCAAUUAAAUGUUUUAUCAUUUAAUACAAUACAAAUUAGUUUUAAUUUAUAUGAACAAUUAUAUAUAUUAUUAAAAAUUAAUGGUUAUAUAAUAUAUUAUCGUAGUGUAGAACAUAUGAAAUGUUUACAUACUACUUAUAAUCAUUAUAAUAAUAGUAAUAUAAUUAAUCAUUAUUGUAGUUUAAAUCCUAAAAAUUAUAAUCCAUCUAUUAGUUAUUAUGAUAUAUAUAAACGUUUAAAAUUAAUGAAUCAACUUUAUCAAGAAGAAGAACAAGAACAACAACAACAACAACAACAACAACAACAAGAACAGGAUAAUAUCACCGAUUCAAUUAAUUCAUUGCAUGGUAUUAUUUCUACGGUAACUAUUGAAGAAAAAAAUUUUUCUCAAAAAAAUUAUACAAAUAAUCAAUUAAAUCAAUUAAUUAAUCAUAAAGUUAUUACAUUAUUAACUAAAUUAAAAUCAUUUCAUUGUUAUGAAAUUGGUAUAAAAAUUAUAUAUAAUCAUAUAUUAAUGAAUUAUAUACAUCAUACUACUGAUAUAUUUACUCAUAAAAUAUUAACUUAUGAAACAAAUCCAUUAUCACCACCUAGAAAUAUUUAUAUUACAUGGUUAUAUAAUAAUCAUAUAGAAAUAAGUUGGAUACCACCAUUAGUAUCCGAUUGGAAUGGUAUAUUACUUGGUUAUAUUAUAUAUAUACAUAAUGAAUUAUUAAAUAUAUAUCAUAGUAUUAAUGUUAGUUCAGAUAGUAGAAAAUUUAUAAUUAAUUUAAAUAAAUUACCAAAAUUAAUAAAUAUACAAUUAGCUGCAUAUACAUGUAUUGGUAUUGGAAUUAAAAGUGAAUUAAUUAAAAUUAAUUUUAAUCAUUUAAAUAUUUCACAAAUCAAUAAAGAAUCGACAACAUUGACGACUGUCGAAAAUGUUCGAAUCUCAACAGAUUCUAUGAUGAUAAAUUAUUCAAUGAAAAAUUUGAAAUUAAUAAAUCAACCAUGGUUUAUUGGUACAAUGAUAAGUAGUUUAUUAGCAUGGUGUAUUUUAUUUAGUAUAUGUUUAUUAUGUUGGAUACGUCGUAAUAAAUUUUGUAAAAAACAUCUUACAUAUAAAAUAACACAACCAAACUUUCAAUAUCUUACUACUGUUGAUAGUAAAGAUUGUAAGAGUAAAACAAAUAAUAUAGAUACUAAAUCUAUUGGACAAUGUAAUAGUUAUUCAAAUCAUCAUCUCAACAAUAUAUCUAUGAUGAUAAGUAGUAGUUUAAGUGAACAAACAUAUGAAACUAAAAUACAUCCUAAAAUUACAUAUUUACCAGUUAGACAAUCAUUAGAUUAUAUUUCAAAUGAUAAUUCAAAUAGUUAUGGUCUACAAUAUACAAAAUAUUCUGAUGAAUCUCAUAUGAAAUUUUCAUCUAAGAUGGAUCAUUUCCGUACGGUGAAUGAUGGUAUAAGAAGUCCUAUCAAUAAUAAUAAUCAUUCAGUUAUACCACAAUUGGUUCAAACAUUUACUAAACAAUUUAUACCAAAUUCAUCAAAGGAUAUAACUUAUUUAACUAGUGAUAUACAUGAUCCUAUAAAGACAAAUUCAUCGCAUUUUAUCUCUGGAUCACAAACAAGUUCAGAACCAUUUGAUUCAGCUAUUUAUUUAGAACAAAUAUCAAAUAGACAACAUUUUAAUGAUUCUUCAGGUUCUAUAUUAAUACCAUCAACUAUAAUGACUACUAUAAAUAGUAAUAUAAAUGAACAAAUUUAUUCACCUAUUGUAACACCAUAUGCAACAGUAUCUAUUAUACAAAAUCAAAAUUGUAAUUUAGGAUUACAAUCACCAAAGAAACAAACACAUUUCAAUAAUCAGAACAAUAAUAAUCACCAUAGCAACAACAGUCAUAAUAAUAAUAAUCAUCAUCAUCAUUUCAAUGAUAAUACUUCACAGAAUAUGUAUAUAACAUGUAUGGAUUUAACUAAUUGUCAAAAAGCAAUCAAUAUACCAAGUUCCUUAUAACUAACUGAAUAUCUUCAUUACAGUUGAAUGUGAUACUGCCGUUGAUACUGCCGUUCUUGGACUUAUUAUAAGUCAUACC